Messenger RNA from Monomorium pharaonis (pharaoh ant), 8490 nucleotides. Its product is annotated as fatty acid synthase-like. The transcript has 20 exons. The record is from RefSeq and is a predicted model, not a curated record. Gene Ontology annotation, biological process: fatty acid biosynthetic process. Gene Ontology annotation, molecular function: oxidoreductase activity; phosphopantetheine binding; fatty acid synthase activity. Lineage: Eukaryota; Metazoa; Arthropoda; Insecta; Hymenoptera; Formicidae. Bases 71 to 7207 code for a protein of 2378 amino acids.
AAGUAUACUGGAUAGUGUAUUGUCACAAGUAUUGUUCUUUUGUGAACAUAUCGAAACUAUAAUUAAAACAAUGGAUGAUAAAAAAGUGUAUAAAUCGUGGAAUGGUAUUGAUUCGGGUGAAGAGAUCGUUAUAUCUGGUAUUAGCGGCAGAUUUCCAGAUUCAGACAAUAUAAAUCAGUUACGAGAAAAUCUAUUUAAUAAAGUUGACCUUGUUAAAGCAAAUCAUGAUCGAUGGAAAAAAGAUUUUCUUCCGGAUAUGUCAAGCCGUAUUGGAACAGUUGCCAAUAUAAAAAGAUUUGAUGCUAAUUUCUUCGAAUUACCUUUCGAUCAAACGCACACACUCUCGCCUGACGCGAGAAUGUUAAUGGAACAUUGUUACGAAGCAAUUAUCGAUGCGGGAAUUAAUCCAAAUCAAUUACGAGGAAAAAAUACUGCUGUAAUUAUAGGGACAUAUUUUAUUGAAGCGCAAAGACAGUUUUUAUAUAAAAAAGAACAGUUAGGUGGCCUGAAUGUUAUUGGAUGUAGCAAAUCUACAACAGCAAACAUGAUAUCAUAUUACUUGGAUCUGAAAGGACCAUCGCAUGUAGUUGAUACAGCAUGCAGUUCUAGUCUUUACGCUGUAGCACUUGGUUAUAAUUAUAUUAUGUCAGGAGUAUGCGAAGACGCGAUAAUUGGGACUGCAAAUCUGUGUUUUAGUCCAACUAUUAAUCUAUUAUACACUAAUCUUGGUGUUUUGUCACCCAAUGGUUAUUGCAAACCUUUUGAUUCCGCUGCUAACGGUUUUGUGCGUGCUGAAACGGUGGCAGUGAUAUAUCUACAAAAGGCAAAGAAUGCAAAAAGGAUUUAUGCUAUAUGUCCACAUGUUAAAGUAAACAACGAUGGCUAUAAACAAGAAGGAGUAACGUUUCCGUCAUCUUUCAUGCAGAGUACUCUACUAACAGAAUUUUACAACGAGUGCGGAAUACCGACAUCUCACUUGGAUUACAUUGAAACACAUGGUACCGGAACCAAAGUUGGCGAUUUUCAAGAAAUUAAUGCAAUACAGAACGUUUUGUGUAAAAAUAGAGAAACUCCAUUAAUGAUUGGUUCUGUUAAAUCUAAUCUCGGUCAUGCUGAAUCAGCAAGUGGCUUCACUCAAAUUGCCAAGGUAAUAAUAGCAUUCGAGAGCGGUUUUGUCCCUCCAAAUAUUAAUUAUACAACACCACGGAAUGAUAUAGAAGCCUUAGUGAAUGGAACUGUUCGUGUCGUCGAAAAACCACUGCCACUUAAAAACGGUUACAUAGGUAUAAGUGGUUUUGGUUUCGGAGGAGCUAAUGUUCAUACAUUGUUAAAGUGGAAUCACAAACAAAAAAUUAACAACGGUUUACCCAAUGACGAUUUACCAAGACUUGUUAUAUUAUCUGGACGUACUGAAGAAUCUGUAAAGUUGUUUUUAAACGACGUCGUUAAUCAUCCAAUAGAUAAGGAAUACAUUCGUUUAUUACACGACAUCCAUGCAGAUAACAUAAAAUGUCAUUUAUGGAGAGGAUUUAUUAUACUUAAUCAGCAACAAGAAUUAAUAAAAGAAAUUCAAAAUUGUGAAACCAUAAAAAGACCUGUUUGGUUUAUAUUUUCUGCUCUAGGCACACAAUGGCCAGGAAUGGGACAAAACUUGUUAAAAUUUCAAGUUUUUGCAAAAACAAUAAAAACGUGCGAUAUUAUUUUAAAACCAUAUGGUAUAAGUAUCACGGAUAUUUUAACAAAAACAGAUGAAAAAUUGUGCGAAAACGCUUUAUAUGCCUUUCUUGGUAUCGUCGCUAUUCAGAUUGGGUUAGUAGACCUUUUGACAUCCUUAGAAAUUAUUCCGGAUUACAUGAUUAGUCAUUCCGCUGGUGAACUCAGUUGCGCCUACGCGGAUAAAUGUCUCACUAUUGAACAAACUAUUUUGUCAGCAUACUUUAUUGGUUUAGCAUGUGUCGAAAAAAAAAUAAUUUGUAGCUCUAUGGCACUUGUCAGUCUUGAUUAUGAAAGUCUAAAAAAUAUGUGUCCAGCGGAUAUUAAAAUAAUAUGUCGCAAUAGCGAGAACAGCAUUGUUGUGUGUGGACCUACAGAAUCUGUACAAAAAUUCAUGAAAGAAUUACAGCUUAAUAAUAUUCAUGUGAAAGAGAUCUACUGCAACGUACCAUAUCAUUGUUCGUAUCUUGCAUCUAUUAAAACUCAACUUCUGUUAAAUUUAAACAAUGUAAUACCACGGCCAAAAAAACGAAGUUUAAAAUGGAUAAGUUCUUCAAUACCUUGUACGGAAUGGUUUACUUCAGCGGCAAGCUUAUCAUCGGCGGACUAUCAUACGCAUAGUAUAUUAAACCCUGUUCUUUUUGAACAAACCACGCAACUAAUUCCAAGUAAUGCUAUAACUAUUGAAAUCGCACCAGACAACAUUUUGCAAAAAGUUUUGAAAGAAUCCUUGGGUACAAAAGCAAACAUUGUAUUGAAUAAACGCACUGAACAAAAUAUUGAAGUACUUUUAAGAGGAAUUGGACAGCUCUACAAUUAUGGUUUACAGCCGCAGAUCGCCAGUUUGUACCCACCAGUGGAAUUUCCAGUUAGCCGAGGAACUCCUAUGAUUUCUCCAUCAAUCAGAUGGAAUCAUUCUAAAAAUUGGUUUACACCGGACUGUAAGACACAUAAGUACUUCAGAAGAGAAAGGGAAAUUCAAAUUGCACUCAAAGAUGUGGAGUACGAUUAUUUGGCCGGACAUGUAAUAGAUGGGAGAAACUUGCUGCCUGCCACAGGUUAUCUUGUACUUGUUUGGCAAACUAUUGGCAUGAUGAAAGGAUUAAUGAUCUCAUCAAUACCGAUAAUAUUUCGAGAUGUAAAGUUUAUUCGUGCUACUCAUUUGACAAAAAAUAGUACUGUGACAUUAAGGAUUGCGAUACAGAAAGAUGGGAAGUUUGAAAUAACCGAAGGUGAUAGCGUUGUGGUAACAGGCACAGCACACGACAUAUCGAAUCCAGAACAAGAAAUGACUUCGACAGAUUUAUUAUCAGAGAAUUAUGAUGAAGAAGAGCAACUGACGACCCGAGAUAUCUAUAAGGAGUUGAAACUCCGCGGUUAUCAGUAUAGUGGUUGGUUUCGUGGAAUAAAAAGUGCAUCUGUUUCAGGCAAUAAAGGACAUAUUAUUUGGAAAAAUUGGAUAACUUUUAUGGAUAUCAUGCUACAAAUGCGUCUUAUCGGAUGCGAUACUAGGAAUUUAUAUGUUCCUACGAGUAUUCAAAGACUGGUGAUUAAUCCUGAACUUCAUAUUUCAAUGCUACGAAAGAAUGUAGAUUAUACAAACGAUACGAUAUUACCCGUACAAAUACACAAAGAGAUAGACACGAUUAAAGCUGGCGGAAUAGAGAUACAAGGCCUCAAAGCUAUUCAGAUUUCUCGUCGAAUUUUAAACCAAGUUGCUGUUAUUGAGCAGUACACAUUUAUAGCUCAUCAAGAUCGCGCUAAGAUUUCUUUAAAUGAAGCGAUUCGGAUAUCAGCACAACUCGUACAGGAAGAUCAUCAAAUCACUAAAGUGAAAGCCAUUGAGCUGGUAGAAGACAUCGAUGAUGUUACAUUAGAACACCUUUCAUCUUCAUUGUUGAUUGAAGCUUUUGAGGAUGUGCCAUUAAUACAAACGAAUAUUACUCUAUUAACAUCGCCGAAUCGUUUUAGUUCAGAAGACUUAUCACAAAAUAUUUUAAUCGCUGAUAUAAACAAAUCAACUGUAAACGAUAAAGUCUCAAUAGUUGCCGGAUUCAAUCUUUUGUCUAAACAGCAAAGUUCUUUAGAACGACUUUUGCCAUUUCUAAAAGAAGGUGGCUAUCUGUUGACGCGUGAAAAGUGCGACAUAUGUGACUAUAGAAAGUAUCAGAAACAGUACAAAUUAAAUGUUAUUCUUGAAAAGCGCAGCGAUAAAGAAAUGAUUGUUCUUAUGAAGAAGAAAGUUUAUGUAAAAAAACGCAUUGUUGUUUAUAUAAAUAAUAAUAAUUUUAAUUGGUUAGAUGAUUUAAAGUCGUUUAUAAGCGACAAUAGCAAACUCGAAAAGGAUAGUAGAAUCAUAGUUGUUGGAGAGGGAGACUCCGAAUGUGGUCUAUUGGGUUUUGUUAACUGCUUAAGAAAAGAACCAGAAGGAGAACUUGUUAGGGGUAUGCUUAUUCAAGACAAGGAGGCUCCUAAAUUUUCUCUUCAAGAUCCCUUUUAUUUACAACAAUUGAAAAAAGAUAUGACAAUUAAUGUAUUGCGAUCUGAUGGAAUCUGGGGAUCGUACAGACAUUUAGCAUUAUCACGACAGGAACCCGAACCUGUUUCUACCGCUCACGUUAGCCAAACGAUUCGUGGUGAUUUGAAUACAUUUUAUUGGAUGGAAAAUAAUCGAUCUAUUGAAUCUCCUCUUGAAGAUUUGGUGUCUGUGGUUUACUCAUCUUUGAAUUUUAGAGAUGUCAUGUUUGCGUCUGGUAAAUUAAUACUUAAUACAGCUAUGUCACGGGGACGGUUAUAUGAAUAUAUUCCUCUUGGAAUGGAAUACGUUGGAUUCGAUGCUACCGGACAACGAGUAAUGGGAGUUCAUGAUACUGAUUGUAUAGCAAACGUUGUUGUAAAGAAUAAAGAUUUAUGUUGGAACGUACCUGACACAUGGACAUUUGAAGAAGCUGCGACAGUCCCGUGCGUUUAUAGUACAGUUUACUUCGCCUUAUACAUUUUUGGAAAAAUGAGAAAAGGCGAUAAAAUACUUAUACACUCUGGUACUGGUGGCAUUGGACAGGCAGCUAUUCAUCUCGCUCUCAAAGAAGGAUGCGAAGUGUUUACUACUGUAGGCACAAGCGACAAACGAAAUUUUAUUAAAAAAGUGUUUCCUACAAUUUUGGAUGAACAUAUUGGAAAUUCUCGAGAUACCAGUUUUGAACAAAUGAUCAUGCGGCAAACAAAUGGCCGCGGCGUUGACAUCGUGUUAAAUUCACUGGCGGAAGAAAAGCUAAUUGCCUCCGUUCGUUGUUUGGCACAAAACGGCCGUUUUUUGGAGAUCGGAAAGUUUGAUCUUGUUUCUAACAAUCCUCUUUAUAUUUCUGCGUUUCAGAAGGGUAUUAGCUUUCAUGGAAUUUUAUUAGAUAAUCUAUUUAUUGGUGAUCACAAGUAUAAAUCAAUAUUACGCAAAAUGAUAACUGAUGGUCUUAAGAACAGAACCAUCAAACCUAUUCAUGUAAAAGUUUUUCCGAAAACAGAUAUUGAAGAAGCUUUUAGAUACAUGGCAAGUGGAAAACAUAUGGGAAAGAUUAUAAUAAAUAUUCGGGACAGAAAUAAACCUUUAAAUGAGCCCAUUGUGGCAUAUCGUCGUUAUUAUUGUCUCAGGAAUAAAAGUUAUAUUAUAUUGGGGGGUUUGGGUGGAUUUGGUUUAGAGUUAACAGACUGGCUAAUAUUUCGUGGUGCCAGAAAUAUAGUAUUGGUUUCACGAACUGGCAUAAAAAACGAUUACCAACGCAUGAAGAUUCGACUAUGGGAAUCGUAUGGUGUAAAUGUGCUAAUCAUCAAGAAUAUCGAUGUCGCUGAUUCCGCAGGUUGUGAAUACCUCUUGCAAACUGCGGAAAGCAAAGCACCUGUGGACGCGAUAUUCAAUCUUGGUGCGGUGUUGAAGGAUGAUGUUCUAAAGAAUCAAACAGCGAAGACAUUUGCAGAGUCCUUUCAGUCAAAAGCUUGGGCGACGCAAACUUUGGACAAACUUUCCAGAAAGUAUUGCGCUAAACUAAGACAUUUUGUAGUGUUUUCUUCCGUUUCUUGUGGCAGAGGAAACGCUGGACAAACUAAUUAUGGCAUGGCCAAUUCUGUUAUGGAAAGAAUUUGUGAAAAGAGAGUGGAAGAAGGAUUACCCGGAUUGGCAAUUCAAUGGGGAGCUGUUGGUGACGUGGGUCUCGUCGCUGACAUGCAGGAAGGUGAGAAAGAACUGAUUAUUGGUGGUACCUCACAACAAAAAAUUUCUUACUGCCUCGAAGAACUUGAUAAGUUUUUACUUCAAAGCCAACCUGUAGUGAGCAGUAUGGUAAUAGCUGAAAAAAAAUCGAGAUCUAUCCGACAUGAAACUCCGACAGAAGCUAUUGCUGAUAUUUUAAAUAUAAAAGACAUGAAAGUUGUAAGUCAAAAUACAUCUCUGGCUGAACUUGGAAUGGACUCCCUGAUGAGCAUAGAAGUCAAACAAACUUUGGAACGGGAAUUUGACAUUUUUCUUACUUCACGAGAAGUGUAUAAUCUCACUUUUGCAAAACUUAGCAAAAUGUUUAAUCUAAACGUCAGUGAUAAUAAUACGCAGAAUGAAUAUCUUGAUGCAAAAGAGUUGGAUGUCAUGAUAUUGCCAGUUGGUAUUGUAAAAGACAAAGAUUUUAUUUCAGAAAACUGUUUUGAUCUUUUGACCGAAAAACAGAACACUAUAACUGAAGUGUUUCUCAUACCGGGAAUCGACGGUUGUGGAACGGUAUUUAGUCAUUUAGCUGCAGAUAUUAAAUUUUCAGCAACGUCUUUACAUUAUAACACAAAUAACAUUAAUGCUACAGACAUCAUAUUGGAGACAACUGAUCGUCUUAUCAAUCAUGUAUUAUCAAAACUAAAAGAUGGAAAAGACUUUGUAAUGGUAGGAUACUCCUUCGGGUCUAUUAUUGCAAUAGAGUUAACAAGAAGAUUGGAAGCCUUGAAUUUUAAAGGCCGUUUGGUUCUUAUCGAUGGCGCUCCAGAACAAAUAAGAAUGAUGUACAAACAUUUUACCUCAAAUUCUAACGAUACGGACCUUCAGUUUGUUGUUUUAACUAAUAUUAUGGAAAUUUAUUCACCAGGAACUAGUAAAAAGAUUGUAAUGGAAUUGGAGAAAUGUAAUACCUGGGAAGAGCGAUACGAUAUUUUUGCAAUGUCGUUUUUAGUUAUGAAUGAGUCACUAUCUCCAGCAAAUUUAAAAACGCUGUGUACUACAGUUUACAAAUAUUCAUCCGCUAUUCGGCACUAUGAUCCUUCUACUUUGCCACCAAUUAAAUCUCCUAUAAUCUUGCUAAAACCUACACAGCCGUUAAAUAUAUCAAUGACAGAUGAAGAUUAUGGUUUGCAUAAGGUUACUCAAAAUACGAUUCAAGUACAUUACGUCGACGGCAAUCAUGUGACAAUAUUGAGAAACGAAAAAGUAUCAGCUGCAAUCAAUGGAGAACCACCUUUUAUCAUUUGAGGUUAUAAUUUAUACAACAUUAUUGAAAGAUAAAAAUCAGCGAUUAAUUGUUAAAAAUUAAUAACAUUAUAUACACACACACAAUUUUUCAGUAUACUAAACUUGAAUUAAAAGAAAAGGGUAAUGGGCUGUUAAUAAAAAUUAUAAUUAUUUGUAACAUAUAAUAAAUACUAUAUAUAUAUAUAUUUGACUAGUUGCAUUGAUCUCAAAUUCAUUUUUGAUAGCACGCGUUUACGUACUUGGCGUAUCUCUAUUACAUUUUUGAGGUUUAAUUAUGUGCCGUUCUCGCAGUGGUAUAUUUUAACACAAUACGCAGAAGCAGUCGUUAAAAGUUUUUCAUCUUACAUAUUUUUAUACGUGCGAAUUUUGCCAGGGAAAAAAUCUUUAUAUCAAGGAUCAUAUUAUAUAUCGGAGAAGAUUAAAUUUUCAUUAUUAAUCGGCAUGUAAAUUUAAAACUAACACGAUGGUUGAAUGAUAUUUGAUUAAUUCAAUUGUACAAAUACGUUGUGGCCGCGUAUGGUAUUAUUUACGUAUUAUCUACGAUUUUAUACCGAAAGAAAGGACACGCGAUGGAAGGGAUAGACUGCGAAGUGCGCGGGACAAUAAGCAGAAGAUCGCGAGUAGUAACGGCGAAAGGACGUGCAGCCAAGCAUUUACGACAAAAUUCUAAUUUUCACGUUUUGCUCUAUUUUAUAAUUAAAUUAUCUGAUUAGUAGCCCUAAGAUCUCGAAUUUUUAAUCUAUAAUCUUGGAUUAUUUUGUAAUAUUUGAUAAUAUCCUUCCUAUAAAAUUUGAUCGACAUCGAUAUAAAGAUUUUUCCCUGGGAGAUAAAAAAAAUUAAUUAAAAAAUUAAUUAAUUAAACGUUGUAACGUGUAUAUCUUGGGAACGGUUGGUGAUACCGAAAGAAGGGAUAUGCGAAGGAAGGGAUACACGAUAAAAUAUGUAGUUAAAAAUGUAGUUAAAAAUUUUUUAAUUAUAUUUUAUAUAAUAGAUUGUUAAACAAGUUAUCUAAUUUAAAUUGUGAUUUUUUUAAUUGAUUUCAACAUUUAUACUUGUACAUUAGUCUUUUCAGAUCUUAUCAUCUGAAUUUAAUGCUGAGGAACUUCUAAUACAUCUUAUAAUAAUGUUAUCUUUUUUUCUAUACUUGUUCUUUUCUAAUUUUAUGGGACAAGAAAUUACAGAUCAUUAUAAUCUUAUAUUUAUCACUGCGUAAGAAACAUCGUAGUUUAUUAUAAUUGUUUUACAAACUUUAAUAACAAAUGUAAAAAUUAAUGUAACACACA